CUCCACCAUGCCGUCUGGCUGCCACACUAGCCUCCCUGGCUCUCAUACUCAUAAUCUUCCUUCAUGUCUAUUUUUAGUUUUCCUGGCUCAAGCUUCUCCAGGCCAGUGAAACACAAUCCUCCCUCUCCCCUCUGCCUCUCGCUCUGGCGUGCGAGCUGCCGGCGGGAGCCCCCAGGUAAACACCGCCGCUGAAACCCUCUAGGGCUCCUGCCUCAGGAAAACCUCUGACUUCGGGAUCACAGCUCGGCUUUUAGGAUGGACAGAAGCUGGAUGACCUUCUGAUGGGCUUUAGCUUCGGGUGUGGAUGUGGACGUUUUUCUCUCAGAUGACAGAAUCACUCCAACUUCCCCUUGGCCGUUGCUUCCUUCCCUUGCAGGUAGCUGGAUCUUGUUUUCCUUAAAAAAUCUUUUCCUUCCAAAUUCGCCUGCCAUGCCAACUGUCAUUAGCGCAUCUGUGGCCCCACGGACGGGGGCGGAGCCCAGGUCCCCGGGGCCGAUUCCCCAGCUGGGCGAAGGCAAGACCACCGAGGCUGGGGGCGCAAACCCAAGUGGCAUCUAUUCAGCCAUCAUCAGCCGCAAUUUCCCCAUUAUUGGAGUGAAAGAGAAGACAUUCGAGCAGCUUCGUAAGAAAUGUCUAGAAAAGAAGGUCCUUUAUCUGGAUCCGGAGUUCCCACCAGAUGAGACCUCUCUCUUUUACAGCCAGAAGUUCCCCAUCCAGUUCAUCUGGAAGAGACCUCCGGAAAUUUGUGAGAAUCCCCGAUUUAUCAUCGGUGGAGCCAACAGAACGGACAUCUGUCAAGGAGAUCUAGGGGACUGCUGGUUUCUCGCAGCCAUUGCUUGCCUGACCCUGAACGAGCGCCUGCUUUUCCGAGUCAUACCCCACGAUCAGAGUUUCACCGAAAACUACGCGGGGAUCUUCCACUUCCAGUUCUGGCGCUAUGGAGACUGGGUGGAUGUGGUUAUUGAUGACUGCCUGCCGACUUACAACAAUCAACUGGUUUUCACCAAAUCCAACCACCGCAAUGAAUUCUGGAGUGCUCUGCUGGAGAAGGCUUAUGCUAAGCUCCAUGGUUCCUACGAGGCUCUGAAAGGCGGGAACACUACUGAGGCCAUGGAGGACUUCACAGGAGGGGUGACCGAGUUUUUUGAGAUCAAGGAUGCUCCCAGAGACAUGUACAAGAUCAUGAAGAAAGCCAUCGAGAGAGGCUCCCUCAUGGGCUGCUCCAUUGAUGAUGGCACAAACAUGACCUAUGGAACCUCACCUUCUGGACUGAAAAUGGGGGAGUUGAUUGCGCGGAUGGUGAGGAAUAUGGAUAACUCGCAGCUCAGGGACUCAGACCUCGUCCCCAGAGGCUCAGAUGACAGACCGACCCGGACAAUUGUUCCGGUUCAGUAUGAAACAAGAAUGGCUUGUGGGCUAGUCAAGGGCCAUGCCUACUCUGUCACUGGGCUGGAGGAGGCCCUGUUCAAGGGAGAGAAAGUGAAGCUGGUGCGGCUGCGGAACCCCUGGGGCCAGGUGGAGUGGAACGGCUCCUGGAGUGAUGGUUGGAAGGACUGGAGCUUUGUGGACAAAGCUGAGAAGGCUCGUCUGCAGCACCAGGUCACUGAGGAUGGAGAGUUCUGGAUGUCAUAUGACGAUUUCAUCUACCAUUUCACAAAACUGGAGAUCUGCAACCUCACGGCCGAUGCCCUGGAGUCCGACAAGCUGCAGACGUGGACAGUGUCCGUGAAUGAGGGCCGCUGGGUGAGGGGCUGCUCUGCCGGAGGCUGCCGCAACUUCCCAGACACUUUCUGGACCAACCCCCAGUACCGUCUGAAGCUCCUGGAGGAGGACGAUGACCCCGACGACUCCGAGGUGAUCUGCAGCUUCCUGGUGGCCCUGAUGCAGAAGAACCGGCGGAAGGACCGGAAGCUGGGGGCCAACCUGUUCACCAUUGGCUUUGCCAUCUACGAGGUUCCCAAAGAGAUGCAUGGGAACAAACAGCACCUGCAGAAGGACUUCUUCCUGUACAAUGCUUCCAAGGCCAGGAGCAAAACCUACAUCAAUAUGCGAGAGGUGUCCGAGCGCUUCCGCCUGCCUCCCAGCGAGUACGUCAUUGUACCCUCCACCUAUGAGCCCCACCAGGAGGGAGAAUUCAUCCUCCGGGUCUUCUCCGAAAAGAGGAACCUCUCUGAGGAAGUUGAAAAUACAAUCUCCGUGGAUCGGCCAGUGAAAAAGAAAAAAACCAAGCCCAUCAUCUUCGUUUCGGACAGAGCAAACAGCAACAAGGACCUGGGUGUGGACCAGGAAUCAGAGGAGGGCAAAGACAAAACAAGCCCUGAUAAGCAAGAGAAAUCCCCACAGCCACGGCCUGGCAACACUGACCAAGAGAGUGAGGAGCAGUUGCAAUUCCGGAACAUUUUUAGGCAGAUAGCAGGCGAUGACAUGGAGGUCUGUGCAGAUGAGCUCAAGAAUAUCCUUAACACGGUUGUGAACAAACAUAAGGACCUGAAGACACAAGGGUUCACGCUGGAGUCCUGCCGUAGCAUGAUCGCCCUCAUGGAUACAGAUGGCUCUGGCAGGCUGAACUUGCAAGAGUUCCAUCACCUCUGGAAGAAGAUUAAAGCCUGGCAGAGAAUUUUCAAACACUAUGACACAGACCAGUCUGGUACCAUCAACAGCUAUGAGAUGCGAAAUGCAGUCAAUGACGCAGGUUUUCACCUCAACAGCCAGCUCUACGACAUCAUUACCAUGCGCUAUGCAGACAAACACAUGAACAUCGACUUCGACAGCUUCAUCUGCUGCUUCGUCAGGCUGGAGGGCAUGUUCCGAGCUUUUAAUGCAUUUGACAAGGAUGGAGACGGUAUCAUCAAACUCAACGUUCUCGAGUGGCUGCAGCUCACCAUGUAUGCCUGAACCAAGCUGGCCUCAUCCAAGGCCAUAGAGAUCACUCAGGAUUUCCAUUUCAUCCAAUAUAGCUAGAGCCACUUACCUCAAAGGACACUGUAGCUGCGCCCCGCCCGGCCCCCCAGCAAGCCUCCAGGCACCUCAUCGUGUUCCUCCUCUGCUUCACUCCCCACUCGGCCUCAGGGCAUCUGUCCAUCUGUCACACCCACACUGACCCUUCAGUUAAGGAAUGAGAGAGAAUAAUUUUGUCCUUUCGCCACAUGGAGCCACGUGUCUGUCUGCCUCAGCAAGUUGUAGUCCAGCUGAGCGGUUUGCUCAGGAUCUGAGCGGCCUCAGCUCUGAAGUAAAUGCUCUCCUUAGCUUGCCCUAGGCUGUUCACAGAAGCGUUUGCCAAUGGCACUCAGCACUUCCUGUGUUAGUGUCCUCCAUCGCCUUCGUGUCACCCAUGGGACGGUAACCAAACUAGCACUUGGUUCUCAUUGUUUCAGGAUGGGCCUGCUCUGGGAUAAACUAGCUCAGUGGAAGAGGGCUGGAUACUGACUCAUAAGUUUGGCUGCAUUCUGAAAAAGAGUUGAUCUAAAUAAAGGCAUGUGUA
Messenger RNA from Zalophus californianus (California sea lion), 3481 nucleotides. RefSeq names its product calpain 3 (gene CAPN3). Gene Ontology annotation, biological process: proteolysis; negative regulation of apoptotic process. The transcript is spliced from 24 exons. NCBI's taxonomy places the organism in Eukaryota, Metazoa, Chordata, Mammalia, Carnivora, Otariidae. Gene Ontology annotation, cellular component: cytoplasm. The record is from RefSeq and is a predicted model, not a curated record. Bases 430 to 2895 code for a protein of 821 amino acids. Gene Ontology annotation, molecular function: calcium-dependent cysteine-type endopeptidase activity; calcium ion binding.